GAGAUGCUGGUAGAAUCAGAGAAAUAUAUUGCUGUGAUUCAGAAGAUACUUUAUGAACUGAAUCACACACAUGAAAUCUUAGACGAGGAAGUAAUUCUACACUGGUAUAAGCGAGGAGGAGCCAGCACCCCGGCUUUCCCAAAGCUCCAGAAGGCUAUUGCAAGAUUUAUUGAAUGGCUAGAAGAAGAGGAUGACAGUGAUGAUGAUGAUGACGACAGUGACUAAAAGGGAUCUCCACCUUGCAGUACAAAGAACCAGAAAAUAUGAAUUCGUUUUUUUGCCAAGUUUGCGGAGCAGCUCCUGUUGCAUGUGUCAAAACUUAUACUGAGCAUCAAAUUAUCAUUUCUUUAUAUAUUCUUCUUUGUUGUUGGUUGAAUAUAAAUAGGAACUGAGA
This is a messenger RNA of Penaeus vannamei (Pacific white shrimp), 394 nucleotides long. The record is from RefSeq and is a predicted model, not a curated record. Lineage: Eukaryota; Metazoa; Arthropoda; Malacostraca; Decapoda; Penaeidae.